Molecule: messenger RNA, 951 nt
Organism: Hirsutella rhossiliensis
Lineage: Eukaryota; Fungi; Ascomycota; Sordariomycetes; Hypocreales; Ophiocordycipitaceae
Exons: 2
Coding region: 1-951 (316 amino acids)
Source: RefSeq, a predicted model, not a curated record
AUGACGUCCACCACGACCAUCGUCCCGCCCCGCGCCGUCUCCCCCGUGCCGCGGCGGGCACCGGCCCCGGAGCCCAUCGAGCUGAUCCCGCCGCCGUGGCGCGUCACCGGCGACGUCUACUGCGUCUCCUUUUGGUCGCCGGCGCCGUCCCGGGCCGACGAGAAGCUCCCCGGGCACGCCUACUCGCCGCUCGAGGCCGGUGCCGAGUUUGCGAACCCGCGGGGCAGCCGGCCCGUCGGCGGGCUCGGCAUGAUCCAGAUUAUCCGCUACCGCGACUCGCCCGUCGGGCCCUACGACGAGAUGCUCGUCGUGCCCGGCUCGUUUGACUGGACCCGUCGGGGGCCCGCCGGCCGGCCGGAGAAGGGGUGCAACCCGCGCAUCUCGCGCAUCUACGUCUCGCAGAAGCAGUCGUGCUACAACGGCCGCAUCAACUGGGGCUGCCCCAAGCACCUGGCCCGCUUCGACUGGGACCUGGGCCCCAACGACGCCGUCACCGUCAAGGUGUAUCCUCACGACGUCUCGGGCGACGCCUCCGAGUCGCGCCCCAGCGCCGCGCCCUUCUUCCAGGCCUCGUUUGCGCCCGUCGCCUACGCGCCCGCCUUCCCCUUUGCCACGCGCUGGCUGGGCUACCUCGGCUUCAACACCACCAUUGUCAUGCCGCCGCUGCCGCGCGGGUCCGGCAGCCAGGGCGAGCUGCCGGGCACCGACCGCUGGCUCUCGUUUGUGCCCAAGCAGUACAGCCGCAACACGCGCGUCGGCUGGUUCGACAUGGCCCAGCAGCAGCAGCAGCAGAAGACGGCCGAUGACGACGACGGCGGCGGCAAGCAUGACAACUUUUGGCCGGGCCUUGGGCGCUGGCAGCUGGGCGUCAAGAUGGAGAAUGCAGAGGUCAUCUUCGACAACCCCCUCGAGACGUGGUCCACCGCUGUAAAGGCAAAGUCGAAUCUAUGA